AGUGCACAUUGCGAUUUCUUUCAUCCAUUCUACCUUUUUUUGAUCUCGCACGUAAAGGAGCGCAUUCGUGCGGGUUUUGUUUUUCUUCGCUGUUUGCUUUUAACACACCCAUUUCUUUGUCAACUUUCAUUCCACGAUUCGCAACGUUUGAGUUAGUAUUACCGUACUUCACUUUUAUUAUUAUUAAGAAAGCACACGACGCGGCAUUAAUCAGUCGAGAAGAGAAUGUUCAACCGUUUAUUCGGCAAGGAAAAGCAGGUGCAGCCGAACCGCGGCGGCGGCGGCAGCAAGAGCGCGGCCAAGACGAUGGAGGAAAUGGACGCCGCCAUCGACCUCCUGGAGAAGCGCGAGGCGGCGCUGGAGAAGCGGAUGGAGGCGGAGCUCGUCAAGGCGAAGCAGUUCUACGCCAAGAAGAACACGCAGGGUGCGCUGCAGUGCAUGAAGCGCAAGAAGAUGUACGAGGAGCAGCUACUGAACAUCGGUGCACAGAAGCAAAACUUAGAAACGUUGAAGUUCACGGUGCAGAACCAGACGAUGAACCAUGAGGUGCUGAAGGCACAGGUGGCGGCGAAGGAUGAGCUGAAGGUGUCGAACAAGAAGAUGAAUGCAGACAAGAUUGAGGAUAACAUGGAUGAGCUGAUGGAGGAGAUGGACAAGGCGAACCAGGUGAGCGAAGCGCUGCGCCAGCCGAUUGACAACAACUUCGUGGACGAGGAUGAGCUGAUGAACGAGCUAGAGAUGGAACUCGGUGACAUGGACCUGGAGGAGGCGCCUGCGGUGGAGACGAAGAUGCCGGAGAUGCCGAAGGUGCCGAGUGCGAAGCUGCCCGCCAAACCGACCAGGACGAAGGCGCAGGAGGACGAGGACGCUCUUGCCGCCCUCGAGGCGGAACUCGCGUGA
Leptomonas pyrrhocoris is the source of this 900-nucleotide messenger RNA. RefSeq lists its product as hypothetical. NCBI's taxonomy places the organism in Eukaryota, Euglenozoa, Kinetoplastea, Trypanosomatida, Trypanosomatidae. The record is from RefSeq and is a predicted model, not a curated record. Gene Ontology annotation, cellular component: multivesicular body; ESCRT III complex; cytoplasmic side of plasma membrane. Gene Ontology annotation, biological process: vesicle budding from membrane; late endosome to vacuole transport via multivesicular body sorting pathway. The coding region runs from base 226 to 900 and encodes 224 amino acids. The transcript has a single exon.